Messenger RNA from Lycium barbarum (goji berry), 1752 nucleotides. RefSeq lists its product as uncharacterized. Bases 1 to 1752 code for a protein of 583 amino acids. Lineage: Eukaryota; Viridiplantae; Streptophyta; Magnoliopsida; Solanales; Solanaceae. The transcript has 3 exons. Gene Ontology annotation, molecular function: RNA-DNA hybrid ribonuclease activity; nucleic acid binding. The record is from RefSeq and is a predicted model, not a curated record.
AUGGAAAAGGCUUAUGAUAGACUUUCUUGGAGGUUCCUUGUUCAAGUUCUCAGAAAGAUGGGAUUUGCAGAAGAGUAUGUAGACAUGGGAGAUCCUUUAUCUCCUGCUCUUUUUAUUCUAGUUGCUGAGGUACUGUCUAUGGCUCUUAAUUCAUUAUUUGAAAUAAACAGUUUUAGAGGAUAUGGUAUGCCAAAGUGGAGUGCAAAGUUGAAUCAUCUGUCUUAUGCAGAUGAUGCUAUCAUAUUUGCAUCUGCUGAUAAAACAUCCUUGGAGAUGAUUAUGUCCAUUUUGCAUGAUUAUGAAAAAGAAUCUGGACAAAAAAUUAAUGCAGACAAGAGCUUUUUUUAUAUGCAUAAGAAGGUGGCUAAUGAGCUGAAUCAGGAGAUAGGUGCUUUGUAUGAUCUGAUACCUAAUCAUUAUCAGAAUGAAGUUUUAGGAGAUGAGCUUGAAGAGUCGAUGAGUGAAAAUCAAUGGAACUAUGCAAAGCUACAAGAGGUGUUACCAGUAGAUAUUGUUGAUCAUGCUAGAAUGGAACUGGGACAUUUUGUGAGAACAAAUGAGAUAGAUAAGCCAUGGUGGAUGUUCACAAGUUCUAGUAAGUUUACAGUUAAAAGUGCAUGGGAGGAGUUGAGAAAUAGAAAGCAGAUAUCAACUGUUUAUGACAAAUUCUGGAUUAAAGGCUUGCCAUACAAAAUCUCAUUUUUCCUAUGGAGAGUUUGGUAUUGGAAGUUACAUAUAGAUGAAGUGUUGAUGAGAAUGAGAAUUAGCAUAGUCUCAAGGUGUUGGUGUUGUCAGAAUCAGCAGGAAACCAUGGAUCAUAUUUUCAUUACAGGUCCUUUUGCAACUAUAAUAUGGCAUUAUUUCUCAACUGCAGUAGGUGUCUUGGGCCCUUUCCUACAAGUUAAGCAUAAAAUCUUGUGCUGGUGGAACUUUCAAACUACUGCAAGAUUGAAGCCUCUAUAUCAAGCAAUUCUUGCAUUGGUUUUAUGGAAAAUUUGGAAGAGCAGGAACACUAGAAGGCAUGGAGGGGCUGUUUCUCAAAACAAGGUCAUACAUGAUGUCAAUAGGAACAUAUAUAUGCUAGCAAGGAAGAGAUAUCCUUGGCUGCAGAACAUGCCUAAAUGGUGGCCUAGGAUAGUUGAAUUACUAGAGAACUACAGGCUGUCAUUAAUAUAUAAACAGGUUAAGUGGACAUUUCCAGAUAGAGGAUGCUUCAAAUGCAACACUAAUGGUGCUUCUAAAGGGAAUCCAGAACCAAGUUCAGCAGUCUUUUGUAUUAGAGAUAGUUCAGGAGAGUUUAUAUAUGCUAUGGAAAGGAUAUUAACUGAGACAACUAAUCUAGUUGCUGAAGUUGUGGCCAUUGAAGAGGGAAUCAAGUAUUGCGUUCUACAUGAGUUAUUGCCUGUUAUAGUGGAAACUGAUUCCCUUAAAAUGCAAAAGGUACUGGAUGGUAUUUGGGAGGUGCCAUGGAGUAUUGCUUUGCCAGUGAGGAGUAUACAAAGAUGGAGGAAUGACAAAGAGGUUUCAGUGGUGCAUGUGUUCAGAGAAGGAAAUAGUGUGGCAGAUUAUUUUAUUAACAUGGUUUUUGAUUUUGCGGGUACAAUUCAAUACAAUCAGUUUCAAGAUAUUCCAACUCAUGGAAGAAGAUCGAUCAACAUGGAUAAAAGCCAACUUCCAAACUUCAGAGUUAGAUCAACAACCAAACAGGCUUCAUACAGCAAUCAGGACAACAGCAGCACAGAACAUCAAUGA